Molecule: messenger RNA, 8253 nt
Organism: Ctenopharyngodon idella (grass carp)
Lineage: Eukaryota; Metazoa; Chordata; Actinopteri; Cypriniformes; Xenocyprididae
Gene: evi5l
Product: ecotropic viral integration site 5 like
Exons: 20
Coding region: 421-2970 (849 amino acids)
Source: RefSeq, a predicted model, not a curated record
UAAGUCACGGCCAAGGUAGUAGGCGGGACCUGGGCGGGGUUUUCACUUGUAGGCGUCGACCGCAGCUCUCCUUGAGGAAGCUCGCCCUGACGACUCAUAUUUUCCUCUAGAUGAGCAUCCACAUCCAAUAUAUCCAAUAUGGUGCCCUAUUCAUUUUCCGACUUACCCUAAUGGUCCAACGGCUUCGUACAAGAAAGGAUUGCCGAAAUUUGCCGGUUUUGUGACCGAUCAUCUUUAAAAUGGCAAGAUCGCCGGAGCAGCUUCAGUAAUGAGACCGAAAUUCAGAUUAACCCAGGCCUGAUAUACACGUCUUCAAGGAGGCCUGUCUACGUCCACAGCGCCAAUCCUGUGAGACCCCUGCAGCACCCUUCCACAUUCCCACAUCACUGCUUGACAUUUCUUGUCCCGGGCUCCUCCGUCAUGUCAAGCCCUAGCAGCAGCCCAGAGAGAGAGGGAGGGAUGUCAGGUUCUGUUCAACUGGAGGACCUCAACUCACCUCCCGGACUGGAAACUGACCCUCCUUUUGUUGGCAGCCCAGUGCUCAGUCCGGAUUCCAGUUCCCAUGAUGCUGCGCUCUCCGCCCCGGCAGCCUCCCCGGCUGACUCAGAGAACCUCAGCCCAGAUGAGCUCGAGCUUCUGGCUAAACUGGAGGAACAGAACAGGUUACUAGAAGCGGAUUCCAAAUCCAUGCGCUCAAUGAGUGGAUCUCGGAGGAAUAGUGGCUCCUCUCUGGUGUCGAGCUCAUCUGCGUCCUCUAAUCUGUCCCAUCUGGAAGAAGACACUUGGAUCCUGUGGGGACGCAUUGUCAACGAGUGGGAUGAAUGGAGGCGAAAGAAGGACAAACUUCUGAAGGAGCUUAUAAGGAAAGGCAUUCCUCAUCAUUUCCGAGCAAUCGUUUGGCAGUUGUUAUGUAAUGCCACUGACAUGCCAGUGAAGAAUCAGUACUCUGAACUCCUAAAGAUGUCCUCGCCCUGUGAAAAACUCAUACGCAGAGAUAUUGCCCGCACAUAUCCCGAACACGACUUCUUCAAAGGCCAGGACAGUUUGGGACAGGAAGUUCUGUUUAAUGUUAUGAAGGCAUAUUCUCUGGUGGAUCGUGAAGUUGGUUAUUGUCAGGGCAGUGCCUUCAUCGUAGGAUUGCUACUUAUGCAGAUGCCGGAGGAGGAGGCUUUUUGUGUGUUUGUCAGACUAAUGCAGGAGUACAGGCUUCGAGAAUUGUUUAAACCCAGCAUGGCUGAGCUGGGUCUGUGCAUCUACCAGUUUGAACACUUGCUACAGGAGCAGUUGCCAGAGCUGAACGUUCAUUUCCGUUCUCAGAGUUUCCAUACAUCUAUGUACGCCUCGUCCUGGUUCCUCACUCUCUUCCUCACCUUUCUGCCCCUGCCAAUAGCUACACGUAUCUUUGACAUCUUUAUGUAUGAGGGUUUGGAGAUCAUAUUCCGAGUUGGAAUAGCGAUAUUGCAGUACAACCAGACAGACCUCAUACAGCUAGAUAUGGAGGGAAUGUCACAGCACUUUCAGAAGGUGAUUCCACAUCAGUUUGAUAGUUGCCCAGAUAAACUUAUCCUACGGGCCUAUCAGGUCAAAUACAAUCCCAAGAGAAUGAAAAAAUUAGAAAAGGAAUACACCACCAUUAAGAACAAAGAGAUGGAAGAGCAGAUUGAGAUUAAGAGACUACGUACAGAAAAUAGGCUACUGAAGCAGAGGAUUGAGACACUGGAGAAAGAGAGUGCUGCAUUAGCAGACAGGUUGAUUCAGGGUCAGGUGACACGAGCCCAGGAGGCAGAGGAGAACUAUGUUAUUAAGCGUGAACUGGCUGUGGUUCGGCAGCAGUGUUAUACAGCCAGUGAGAGUCUGGAAAAGGCUCAGGACACCAUACGUGAACUUCAGCAACACAAGUAUACAGAAGAGUUUGUGAGUGGGCUGCAGACUCAGUUGGAACAGUCUCGUCUACAGGAGGCAGAGCUACUUGGUGCUCUGAAAGAAAUGCAGGACAAAGUGCUCGAUCUGGAGAAGAGGAACAGCUCUCUGCCUGAUGAAAUUAAUGUAGCUCAGCUGCAGGAGGAGCUAAAGCUGGUGAAACUGAGAGAGCAGGAGACUCUACGUUCCUUCAGAGAGAUGCAAGAGGCUGUUACUGAUCUCAACCAUUGCUGGCAGAAUCAUACGUCUCGUGGAGGAGGAGGAGGCCAUUGGAAAGAGUCUCCUAAGAAGAUUGCGUUGAAUGAGCUGCAGGAUAAAUUGAUGAGUUUGAGACUGCGAGAGGCUCAGGGUCAGGCUGAACUCAAAGAGGUCAAACUUAAAAACCUGCAGCUGGAGAGCCAGAACCAGAUCAACUGUAAACUAAUCACCAGAAAUGAGCAAGAGAGCGCCAGCCUGCAGGAGAGACUGCAGAAUGCUCUUUCUCACAACAAAACACUACAAAGCCAGCUCAACGAAAUGAAGAGAAAGCAGGCCGAGUCUGACUGCAAGAGCAAAGAAGAGGUGAUGGCAGUGCGUCUAAGAGAAGCUGACAGCAUGGCUGCUAUGGCUGAGCUCCGGCAAAAGAUAGCCGAGCUAGAAAUACAGAAAGAGGAAGGACUGAUCCAAGGUCAGCUGAAUCACUCGGACUCCAAACAGUAUAUAACUCAACUGAGGCAGCAGAUCGCCGAACUCAAAAAUGAGAUCAGGCAGCUGCGUGGACAGCCCUCCAAGUUCCAGAAUACCGGUGGUGGCGCUUAUCAGGACCUAUGUUUGGAAAGCCCAGCGUCUGCAGAAGGCGAUUACCUCAGUUCGGACGAGGACCCUCUUCAGAGCCACCUGCCUGUGACCGCCCUGUAUCCGCAUCACUCGUCACCUCGUCUGGACAGUCAGGGCAGUUCGGACAGCGACGGGGAGGAAAGGAACACCAUUCAAAACCCCUGCCAAGACCCUCUGCCUAACCAGCAGCAGCUUUACCAGGGCAUGGUGUGUGCUGAAGGACUUGAGAACUGAGAUUCCUUGAAAUUGUGGGAUAAGGAGAAUGGAAAACUUUAAAAAAGGACAAAAUUAGACUGCACAAAAUGCACACAUAUAUAGUGUGAGAGAGAGAUUAUGUACAUUCACCCAAAAUCUGUGGCAGGAAACUGGUGCAUAGAGCAACACUCUCAUAGAAUACAUCUCCCUCACUCUAGCUGUGUCCGAAAUCGGAAAAAACGCCACCUUUACUGGCAGUAUAUGAAAGUACGAGGACACCAAGACAUGUCCGAAUCCAAUGUUUGCCUUCCAUCUAUUCGACUUACAAUAUUGCCACAAUCCUGUGCAUUCGAAUUGGCGGUACAUGAUAAAAUGACAUGAUUAGAAAUACAAAAAUUGUUUCAAAAUGUUUUUGAAAACGUAAGAUUACAUUUCUACAUUGAAACUGCAUUGUAGUCACACAAGUAUUUCUUUGGUUUAUGUCUAAACUUCACUUGAAUUUGUUUUAGAUCAUUAGACGUGACGUUUGGUGUCUUGGAAGCUGGCCAGAAACUAGUUUCCUAAGGCGGUACGUUCAUACAAAUACAUGGCAGCUGUUUUCGGUUUCGGACACAGCCUCUGUGUCUCUCUCUCUCUCUCUCUUUCUCUUUGUCUUUUCUCUCUUUUACUGUCUUUUUGUUAGUGUGUCUGUUGCGCUACAUGUAAUUCGUAAAUGUAUUGUAUUCCCAGGACUGAAUUUGGAGUUCUGUGUAACAUAUACCAACACACACACAAACUGUUCUCCUCUCAGAGUGCCAAAAAAUGCGGUAAUUUUUGCCAUCUGAGACUACCUCUAAGGGUGCUUUCACAUUUUCCUGGUCCGAACCCGAGUUUGAUGCUCCCCCCUCCUUACGACGCAGGAGAAGGCCGCAAAAUGCUCAUUUUACCAUUAUAUUAUGGUUUUUGAAACUUUGGUUUUGUUUUCGAAGCAUCAGCACAUAACGACACUUGCGUCUAUCUAUCUGCUGCAAAUGUUCUAAAGAAUGUGGGAGCCUAUUUCUGCUGAAUGUUGAGAUAUGAAGAUAUACUUUUGCAGUGCAUCAGUCAUGCUUGUCAGGAAAGUGAGAAAGUUGCAUCCCAGUUUGCAUACUUGUGCACUAUUCUGUUGCGUUUUUCAACACUUUAACACUUUAACACUACGCUAUAACACUUUAACACUUAAUUUUAUCAUUAACUCUCCCUUUCGAAUCCCAGUCCAGUUUCAGUUAAACUUAAGUUAGUCUAAAUUAAAAGAAAUAAGUUCAUACAACUCAAAACAAUGAAACAGUUGGGUUAACUUGAAAUAUGUAAGUGCUGUGAACUCAAAAAAAGAAAGUGCUAAAUACUCAUAAAAGUUAAUUUAACUGAACUAAUUUGUUUAAUUUAAGUUUGUACUACUCAAACCAAUUAAGUAUUUUGAGCGUUAGGGUUUACAGUGUACACGGUUGAGUACGUAGUGCAUAGUGUAUAGUGCAUGGGUGGCGAAUGUCGGUCCUGGAGAGCCACAGUCCUGCAGAGUUUUGCUCCAACCCUAAUCAAACCCACCUGAACAAGCUAAUAAAGGUCUUAAGGGUUACAAGAAAGCUACAGACAGUUGAGUUUUUAUCAGGGUUGGAGCAGAACUCUGCAGGACAGUGGCUCUCCAGGACCGACGUUCGCCACCCCUGCUAUAGUGCAUCAUUUGGGACGCAACUACAGAUUUAUCAAAUCAUACGUCAUCAAUAGUUGUUCACUUCUGCGAUAUAGUACGAUAUCAGCAGCGAGCCAUACAGGAGUUAACAUGAACCUUACCCCAGACCUCCCCGUUUUUAAAAAAAGUGCUAGUGUGAAAGCACCCUGAUUUAACCAGACACGCACUCAAUCCCUUUGAGCAUACCAGUUUCACCAAUACAACAGCCAUCUGACUUUAAAUGAGGUCGCAGAGGAAGGGGAAAAGUAAACAGGAAUACAUACCUUCUGGUACACUAAAAGUUUGGAUCUGCAACAUCCAAUCAAAUCUUUGGCUUUGGAAAUCAUAGGAUUGUCACGCUCGGUUGGCACCUAAUGUAGGGACCAUCUCUCUCUUUGUCUACUGUUUCUUUAGAGGCUUGCAGCAGAAAUUGUGCCUCUCUCAGCCUGGACGUUCUUCGUUUUACUGUACUGUUCUUGUUUAUCUCAAACGCAACAGACACUACAAUCACUUUAAUGAAAGGUAAAGGCUGAAGGAGAAUAAGAAUGAACAAAGUCAUAUUAUAUAAUGUAAUAGGGAUGUUAAUAGUUACAUGCAUAGAUGAAUAUUACCGUAGCUCAUCCAUGUAUUUGUGUGUGUUUUAUACAAAACAAAGAAAGAUGAUCAAAAUUUUGAAUGGAAAAAAUCCAUUGCGAAAGAAAACUGUGUGUCAACAUUGCCAAAUGUUUUUUAUGUUAUUUAUAUGUUUAAUUAUUUUAUGUUUUGUUUUUUUGUUUUGUUUUUUAAAUAAUGUUAAUGUACAUGUACUUCAUGCAUACAGAGGCCAAACUAUUUAAUUCAUACUAUUCUUCUGUGCCAAUCCUGAAAACUACAGGGUCUCCAGAAAAGAGAUUAGUUUAAAAAAGGGUAAAGAAAAGAAAACAACUGCUGCUAUGACAUUUCUAGUUAUUAUUAUUAUUAUUAUUAUUAUUAUUAUUAUUAUUUAAUAUGUUCACAAGGAUAACCCCUCUCCCAUGUAUAGUAGAUCUAUAUGUCCAAGAUAUACUGUGAACUACUUACUGACUUGACGCUCAUCGGCAAUGAGUUGCCUAGACCUGUAUUCGAUUUUGAUUUUGCAAUUCCGCGUUGAACCACUUUAAGUCAGUUAUUGAUCCUGACUUUUAACUGUAAAUGUGAGAUUCUAGGUUUGUGCCGAUUCUAAAGCAACUUCCUGAAGCAUUUGUGAUGACUUGCUCAUGGUUGUGUUGUUGAAGACAGUCUUUUUGAAUUGUAGAGCUACGGCUUGCUUGCAUUUGAUUGAACUACCGAAGGUUUACAAACAAACGUAACUACUAAACUAAAAGACAGUUGAUACAAAAUAAUGUUCGAUUUUGUAUAUAUACGUAUAUUAUACACUUAAUAACACUUGUCCUCCUUUUAAUCAAGUUUGGUCACUUUAAUUAUUCUACCCGCUAUUUCGUAACCAGACUUCCAUCUGCCUCAGUACUGUCUUCAUUGUCGUGUUUGUCUGACCACACAUGGUACAUCAGUGUCAUUGCCCUUCCCCACUACUGCCUCAUUUUGCUAAAGCUCAGCGAUCGUUGCAUUUAUCAGACAUUUUAGGUGUUUACAUUACUUACUGAGAGCGAAACAUUUCCGUCCCUUUGCUCAGACGAGACAUUUGCACCGUUUACUGGUUAUUGACAAAAACCAGUGAGAAGCUGCUUUCAGUUAUAUCUCUGACACUAUGAUGCAUUACAAGACAUUGAAAAAAGCAUUUACAGUAUGUGCUGAAUAUGAAAUGGAAAGCCGUUUAAGUGUGUUCAUAAAGUAUAUCUCCUUUUGAGUUGUUGUCAGCUCUAGAUAAUCUGGGGUUGCUGUUUUAAUGUACCACAGUGUUGUAUUGACUGAAAUUUGUCUUCUGUUGUCUGCAAAAUGGUGAAUGAAUGGUUAGUUUGGAAUUGAUUGUGUGGAGUGGCUAUUUUCCUUUCAUCGAACCCGUUGUAACCCUUUUACUUAUAAAAUAUCUUAUGUACAUCAUCCAGUAAUACUAUUUUAUGCAUAUGUACUUUUUAUUUUUUUUCAUUUUGGAGUACAAAUGAAAACUAAACACCUCUAGCAUCAGCUCUGCUAGGUUUUUACUCUGAUUUAGAGUAACAUCCUGUUCCCCAAUGACCUCUGUAACAUUUAAAAGCAUCCACAAAACCGGUUUCAGAACUGUAAUGUUUAUGAAGUGUUCUUUACAAGAAAAGCAGCAAGUAAAGGAAGUUGCUGUGCACCUUUCAUUUCUUGGUGGUCUUCAAAGUGAAAACUCAGAGGGUCCCAGUAGUUAAAGAACUUUUUCAAGCACUCAUUUUACCAACAUUUGUUCUGGUUUGGGACUGUUGGAUUUCAAAUAUUCGAAGGAAACUGUCCUCACAACUUGAUUACAACACACAACGGUUUUGUGGUGUGAGUUUAGCUUCUGAAGAAUAUUUGCUAAUAGGAAAUCAGAAAUGGCUGUUUUGAAAUGAACUUGAGAGAAUGAGAGUUUGGUAAUCGUUGUUGUUAAUUGAGUUGAUUUUGUUUAAAACAAGUCAUUUUUACAGUAUUUGAAAGGCUUUGUACAGAUAAUUUAUUGUAACCUGACCAGCAAUGUACCAUUUUUAGUUUGUCAAGGGGUGUCUGAAAUGGUCAAACACAUUUCAGUCUCGAAUUUCAACCUUUUUCAGAAUGGCUGAAUUGCUUUGUGAUCAGAAGAAGAAAAAACGAUGAAUGAAAAUGUGUUGUUGCGUCCGUUUUCUUUGCAUAAAGUCUUUCACAUAUCUCUAUAUCAGUGUUUCGGUUGAAGCUGAAUACUUUUGUUAUCAGAGAUGUUUGUGUAGCAUCUCUCGCCUUUUGUUUUUAAGGUUGUUGUGUCAACAGUUUUCAUAAUGAAACCCUGAUUUGUUUCCUAACUACAACAAAAAUGCAUAAAUGUAGGCUUUUAUGCAUGGGUUUGAAGAAAACAGCUGUUCAAAAGAACAUUUCUCAUGUAUCGUUUCACGCCUCCUAUAUCAGGAUAUGUUUUAAGUUGUAGUAUACUAAAUCAUUCCAACAAGACCUGUUUCUUUUUGUCUGCCUUUUUUUAAGAUGAGAAGUGUGGAGUACACUGCCUUAUUUAUUUUUAUUUAUUUGAUUUUAUUUUUUGUAUAUAGCGCAUGUAAUGUCUUCAAAGUGUUACAAGCAUACAGAAAAUAUGCAUACUACGCACUGUAUGUAUUGAAAUUUCUUUCAAAUGUAGUAUGACUGUGGUAUCAAAACAGCAACCCCAAAAGCAGAGGUCAAGAUUUCCAACACAUCACAUUAUGCUUUCAGGUGUAGCCAUAUUAAAUAAAUGGCCAGCGAGGGCAUGAGGUCAUGAAGCAGAGGCUGAUGUGACAUCAUCUCCUCUAUAGUGCUCCAAUAGCUGCCUUACCUCCUUUCACCAGUCUGUAAAUGUCCAGUAGUCUCCCUGUUACACCUGUCAGUUUACAUCCUCUCUCUCCUACAAUUUUACUGAUGUGUUAUUAAGAAUGACAGUACUAAAGAUUAUAUAAAUGGCAAUGUUAUCAAAUGAUGAUCCAGUGUUCUGUAUUUGAUGAUAAAUAAAAUGUAUUUAAAAAGAAGAAUAAACAUUUACAUUCGCAAAGUUCAAA